AUGUCUGCAGAAGAAAGGUUUCCCAAUUUUUGUAACACCGAAGAAGCCAAAUUACGGUUCAUGGGGGCCAUGCAUUGUAAUUCACUCUAUGCAAGUUAUGCUGCUGCUAAAGCCAUUGAUCUAAGCGCGUACAGAAGCUGCUGUGAUCUAGGAGGUAAGUCAAAAAACGGAAAGUUCGAAUACAUCACACGAUAUUUUUAAACCUUUGCCUGUCAGCGCUGUGAAAACAAUACUGGCUGAAGUUUAUUCCACCUCUUCUGAACGAGCAAUAUAAAGAAACCACGAUCAACAAGAAGACGCCCGAAGGCGCUUACGCGGGAUGUGUUGGUGUAACAAAGAAUUACCAAUAUGUUGAAUGGCAAUGGCAAGUUGAGUACUGCAUGCAACAAAUGUGUGAAGGAGAGACGGAGAUGUUCUGUUAAGGACUAAUACACUAGAAGAUGAGUUACACACAAGGGUUCCUUUGCUACUCAAAACAAAACUUACAUCAAUAUUACCACCAUAUAUGUUAGGAGUAUGGGGUAGUUCACCAAAAUUUGCAUUCCUUUACUAAUAUCCUCAAAAAAUGCACUUCCACAUUCAACAAUAGCAUGUAAUGUAUCAUACUUUCAAUAACUACAGGGGUGCAAGGCUGUGCUCUAGGGAAAAUUUCAGGGAGCCUUUCGGGCUCCCCAAGCAUUCUUAGCUGGGAUGCCCCGGCCUCCAAGUUGGUCGCCCAAAUUAAUAAAUCAAUGAGCUGUUAGUUAAAUUAUUUUCUUAACAAGUCAAGCAGAAUUUUGUGAAUGUUUUUUUCAUGCAAAAUCACAUCCCUUUGACCGGGCUCCUGAGCGUGCGAAAAAAAAAAGCCCGCAUGUUGUCAUAUGAAAGUAAGUUUUCGCGCCAUAUUAGAAACAUGGGCAACGCCGCCGAAUAUUUCAUGUUUUUUAAAUGGAAAAGUAAGAUUCUGGUCUGUUUAUGUCUAGUUGGAGUUAUGAAAACCGGGUUAGCACACAUUUGUAAUUUUUCGCAACUUCCCCUGUCUAAUAGCUUGACAUAUGUUUACUGUGUUGGUUGGUUAUGUCGUUUUUUUUUUUUGCUUGUUUUGUGGCUAGGGAUCCGUGUAGAAGUAGAUGUAGACUGAAUUACUAUCUUACCCCCCCCUCCCGAUUUUUUUCCUUACCUACAAUUCUUUCUUUAACACAAGUGACAGUUAUUUGAAAUCAGCGCGCGCCUAAAGCUGGUUUCGGUGCCGCUUAGCAGUCACCUUGAGAAAAGUGUCCCGGAGAGCAUCAUGUAAAGCUCUGAGAUGGGACAAAGUUAUUACGAUUCGCAAGUCUGACUCCUGUUCAAAAUCCGUUAAGAAAUUGUGUAAAUCGCUCCUAUUUACCAGAAAAAUGGCCACAACAGCCUUCAACAGAAAUAAGAUAGAGAUGGAGAAACGCGUUAAUUACCGUUUUUAACAUUCCCGAUGGGGGAAACAAGGCUACCUUUUUGGAGGUUACGUGUCUGCCAAGAAUUUUUCGCUGGGUUUACACAAAAAUUCUAUCCAAGCAAGAUUUUCGGAAAAUUAGUUGUAAAUGUUGUAAACAGCAAACGAUCUAUGAAAUGGAAAUUUAAAAUUCCAUAUUUCUCUCUGCUCUAGGGGCUGUGGGAACUCUCGCCUAUGCUCUCUGUCAGUUCUACCCUGAAAUGAAGAUAACAGUUUGUGACUUGGAGCCAGCCGUGAGUUUAGCCCAUCACUUCCGACCAUCAGUGGAAGCAUGCCCAAAUCAAGCCAAUGUUUCAUUUGCGGUCGGCGAUUUCUUCAAACCUGAAACCAUACCGAAGGCUGAGCUGUAUGUGUUGUCUCACGUUCUCCACGACUGGUCAGAGGAUAAAGUUGACUUGAUUCUUUCAAAUGUUUACAAGUGCUUACCCUCAGGUAAUUUUAAUAGAAAGAAGGUUUUACCGUUCUUUAACGGAUCCAGCACGCACGUACGGAAGUACGUGCAUGAAAUUAAAUCCAAGCAGAAAAUACUAGGUGCCGCACGUAACUUACAGUUCGGAUCAAGAAAACAAGGUUUAUUAUGUCUCUCGUUUAAUUACAAACUGAGAGGGCAUCAAGGAUUACAGUUCAAACAGGAAAGCUGUAAAUGAUCGAUGUGAAUGAAAUCCUACACGCGAGCGUCAAAAAUCGUGGCUUUGUGACCGCAAAACACUUAACACACCCAUAUUAAACUCCAAACUUACAAGAAACGCUGUAACAGCUUUACAAUGUUUUUUCCCUCAUGAAUUGUAACCAAAACGAACUUUGAUUCUGAAUUCACGGUCUUAAGUCUUUAAGCGAAAUGAGCCCGCGAACUGACUGAUGAAGAAGUGCUUUGGUAACAAAAGGUGUUUUAAUCUAGUAUGCAGACUACACGGUGACGGUUGACAGUGCAUAUAGAAAUGGCACAUAAGAUUAUUGUAUGACCAAUCAUCUAUCAUUUCAGGCGAUUACUUCGACAAUGUUGGAGACGUUUUAACUGCCUCAGUAACUGAGGGACUAAAAACGACUGGAAGUAAUCGUCUGAGAUUUAGGCUACUCUGGUGCCAUCAAAGGCAAACAACGCGCCAUUUUUCAUACCUCAUUUAUUUUUCUAGGUGGGGGACUCCUCAUUUGCGAACGGAUUUUAAACGAAGACAAACGUGGUCCAUUGCCUUCUCUCAUUUUCAGCCUUCUAAUGUUGGUGUCCACAGGUGGAAAAGAGAGAUCAACUCCAGAAUUCAAGCAUCUCCUGGAAAAGCAUGGGUUUAUAGAUGUUCACGCGAAACGUGUUUAUUUUACUCAAGAUGCCAUUUUCUGCAGAAAGAUGUAA
This is a messenger RNA of Porites lobata, 2816 nucleotides long. The record is from the annotation of a GenBank genome assembly. NCBI's taxonomy places the organism in Eukaryota, Metazoa, Cnidaria, Anthozoa, Scleractinia, Poritidae.